Bombus pyrosoma is the source of this 889-nucleotide messenger RNA. RefSeq lists its product as uncharacterized. Lineage: Eukaryota; Metazoa; Arthropoda; Insecta; Hymenoptera; Apidae. The record is from RefSeq and is a predicted model, not a curated record. The transcript has 2 exons. Bases 155 to 586 code for a protein of 143 amino acids.
GGAAUCCGGUAUCUGCGGAUUUAUAUACAAGAGAAUCCAUCGCGUUGAAUAGAUUAGUUUCAACGGAGAAAUCGAACGGUUAGUUUGCCGAUCUCAGAGAAAUAUCCAUACGUACUUACAAGAGUGACUUAUUAAAAUAUUUACUUAAAACAUCAUGAUAAAAUACGUAGUAAUCUUGUUCGCCACCUUUAUUUUGGUCCAAUCGCAGAGGCCAACUUAUGCUGGAAGUAGCAAGCCAUAUCCUGGCGUCCUUCCACAGUAUCUGGAUGAACAAACAGCAGUAGUUAGUGCUACUACUGGAACCGUCGGAAGUCGAAUCGAUGUAAACAAAACCAAUGGGCUAGCAGGAGCAGUAGGAGCUGUAGCACCUAAUACUCCUAUCACAACAUCAACGAUUCCUCCAGAUUUGCCAGUAGACGCUAUGGGAGACGUUGCCUUAGUAAAUCGAAUCAAAACCUGGCCGAGAGACAAACAACCGUUUUGGUUUAUAAAUUGGCAACAAAUUCAAGAACACCGCGGUGACUCAAAAAAUAGAGCUCAACCAGUUGAAACGCAACCGAAUCAGAGACCGUUUUUCGCGGGUUAAAUAUUUCGAAUUUCGUUGUUUCGUAUUUAAUUUCAGACGGCGUACAUUGCAUUGUCGUUAUUUUGCUAGUCAAAUUAAAUCUUAUGUACGACUUAAUCUUGAUACAGUUACUUUAUCGAUACAGGAUUAAAUAUUCAAUGAAUUUCGAUAGUCGAAGUAAAAAUAUGCUUCGAAUCAGUAUCAAUGUCUGUGUAUAAAAAUCAUUAUUUCAUAUAAGGAGAGAAAAGGGAGCGUUUGUAAUAUCGUUUUUAAGCUGUGUGUUUUUUACGAAGGAAUAAAAAGAUAGUAAUUAGACGUGGUAAA